Messenger RNA from Penicillium vulpinum, 392 nucleotides. Its product is annotated as Nucleic acid-binding OB-fold. The transcript is spliced from 2 exons. The record is from RefSeq and is a predicted model, not a curated record. Bases 1 to 357 code for a protein of 118 amino acids. NCBI's taxonomy places the organism in Eukaryota, Fungi, Ascomycota, Eurotiomycetes, Eurotiales, Aspergillaceae.
AUGACCAACUCAUUACUAGGCAGUACCAAGACAGUACAUAUUCAAAGGAUUCAACUGGGUCAAGACAGCGGUGCCGAGGUCGAGCUCUCCAUACCAACAACCAAAACGGAAGAGGACCUUUCAGACCUCCUCGACACCCACCAGGACCGACCGACCGAAAUCAGACGCCGAGACCAGGUCAAGAUCAUCACCACUCCCUGGACCGAAACACAGACACUGCAAACAGCACGCGUGACAGUCGAGGCGGGAGUAAAAAGGCUUCACUUUAGGGCAUCGAGGACAUGUAGUCAUCAGCAAGGGUGGAGAUUCUGUGGCUCUUUUAAAGAGUUUAGAAAGGGGACGUCUACUCUAAAGUGAUUCUUUGAACUGUAGAGAUGGUCAGUAAGAUAUUC